AGCGCGUCCAAACAGGCAGUCGCCGGCCAGUCGGAACCCGAGGCACCCAGCUUCCACGGCAACAGCAGCUGUGAUCAGCCAACCAGCACACACCGCAACGAGCGUAUUUCAGCAGCUGCAGACGAAGAAAAAACAAACAGAUUCCACCCUCAAGGAAAGACCCAAGACAGGCUUCAGAAGCCGGGAAACCGUCCCGACGGGGGGGGGGGGGGGGGGGGGAGAGACGUUGCCAUGACGAUCUCCGUGCACAACAUCUCGACCACCUCGGCCCGGGUGAGCUGGCCGGCCGCCCCCGGUUGCCUGGACACCUUCUACAGCGUCAUGUACCACCCCAACUGGAACAGCCUGCUCAUGGGCUACACCCGCAAGAGCUUCCUGAGGGAGGAGCGCGUCCCCGUGACCCAGACCAGCGCCAGCCUGCUCCACCUGGCCCCGCAGACCACCUACAUCCUGUGUGUGACCUGCCAGGCGGCCAACCCGCUCCGAGACCAGUGCCAGGUGUUCAGCACCCCGAGGGAGGGCGGCGGCCAGAGGCAGGACGGCUCCGGGUGGGAGAUGGCGAUGGGCGUGUGGAUGGCCAGCAGUCUCCUCCUCCUGGUCAUCGCCGGGGUGCUCCUCUGGGGGUGCCUCCACUCCAUAUGCCCCUUCCCCUCCCAGGCGUCCGGCGAGGGCUACCCCUGCUCCUCCAGCGCCCUGCCCCAGGGGGCCCAGGGCAGCCCAGGGUGCCUGUACACCCCCAGCAGCAGCGAGGAGGACGACUCCAAGCAGGUCACCGUCUUGGGGAACCCCCUCCACUCGGUCCCGACGCCCGGACACGGACACGCCCGUGGUCACGAGUUGAGGACACUGAGCCCGCAGACUGAGGGACAGCCCGUCUGACCCCGGCCCUUCCCUGCUGGCGCCGUCCCCGGGUUUCGAAAAUGUGCGUGACGUGCCGAGUUGGAAGCGGUGAAAGUGUUUGUUUUUUGUUCUCGAAAACUCCCGACCGACUGUUCAGAAUCUGUUCAGCAAAUCUAUUUGAAACUAUUAAGGGAGAAUCUGUCUGAAAUCGGUUUUAAUGGUUGUGGUGUUGUGCUGUCUCUGCAAGGGACUAAAGAGUUUUACUGCUGAAUCUGUACGCUUCGUCAUGUCAUCUCUGAAAAUUGCUUUUAAAUUGCCGGGUUUACACAUUUUGUCCUCUCUGCUAGAACAUCUGCAUUUAUCCAAUGGUUGUUUUAAAUGGCUUGGUAGUACGAUAUUUACCCCUGUGUGCAACGUUAUCAUCAGCCAACGUCCUUGUAAUGAACCAACCAAAGUAUUUCGAUUUGAAUGUUUCAGUGAUGCAACUGUUGUUUACUCGUACAGUAAUUUGUGUAUAAAAGAUGUUUAAAAAUAUCACAGUGAUUUUUUGGGGUCUGGGAUUGUGUGUGCCCAUAGUGAA
Molecule: messenger RNA, 1420 nt
Organism: Hypomesus transpacificus
Lineage: Eukaryota; Metazoa; Chordata; Actinopteri; Osmeriformes; Osmeridae
Product: fibronectin type III domain-containing protein 9
Exons: 2
Coding region: 232-879 (215 amino acids)
Molecular function (GO): protein binding
Source: RefSeq, a predicted model, not a curated record